AAAUUAAUCAGACACGUCGCUAGUUUAUACGAAUAAAUAUAUAUUAUAUAAAAAUUCCCUCCAAAAACACAUUUUAAUCUUUUCACACACUUUUUCAUGUCCCCUCCAAAAAUCCAAACACAAUCAAAUCCUCCCAAUCCCAUCACCAUUUUCACCACCAUUUCUCUCUCUCUCUGUUCUUUCCAAUUUUUUUUGCCCCAGUCAAAAGAAAGUGAUCUUAAAAAGAUAAUCUCUGUUUAAAGAAUAUAGUGGUGGAGUCGUGGAGAGUGAGUUUGUAUUCCAAUAUGGCUGUUGAUUCUCAGUCUCACCCAUUUUCAUCCCCAUCUGGAUUUCAAAUCAAAGAUGGCGAUGAAAACGGCGAUUGGUCAAGGUUUCAAGAUACUGUUGCAAUUGAUAGCCCCUUGGCUGAAACUUCGUUGGAUAAUCUUGAUUUUGACACUGAGCCUGUGCAAGGUUCUUCGGGUUGGGCAUGUGCGUAUGACGAACAAGUGGUGCUUGAUAGUGAUGAUGAAGAAACAAAUGGAACGAGACCAAAGAAUAUCACCGUUGCUGGUAAAGGGAUUCAAGGAUGUGGAUUGGACUUUCAGCUUAGGAAGCUGGCAAACCAGAAGGUGAUGAAUUCUCAGGCAUAUGCCUGCGAUCAAAGCUGUGAAGGGAAUGGAGUUUCUGCUGAGGAGUUGGAAGAACAAGUCGAUUCGAAAUCAACAGAAAAGCAGUCGAAAGUUAGUGCUGCCCGAACAGCAACUUUUGACAUGUAUGAUAUCGGUUUCGACACUCAAAUGGCUGCUGAAGCUAUUGAAGUCCUAGCAUGUGGCCACACUAUUGGCUGCAGUCCUGCAGAUGCUUAUCAAGGUCAAGAUACCACUGUCAAUAAUUUGGUAAGAGGUGUUACAGAGGAGAGAGACUAUAUAGGAAAAAUUGCAAAAAAUGCAAAGCGUAAAAAACGUUCUGCUAGAAUUAGUAGAGGAUCUUCCAUCCCAGCCAAAGAGCAGUCACAGUUUCUGGAGUUAGGUUCUGAGUUGGCACCAAAAAUGCAAGGGAAGAGGUUCAAAUUGUUUGGUGAGACUCAGUUAUGUUGUAGUAAUUCUGCUAAAGAAAAUGAAAGUUCAGGCAGAAGAUCUCUUAGGCCUAUUAUUAAGCAAAGAAAGGCAGAAGGAGAUUUGAGAAGGAAGAAACUUAGGGUCUUUGGGAAUAAUACGAGUUCAUCAAUACCACUCGGAAAUGGACAGUUCAAAGGACAUUCUGUGAUUGUUUCACCUGGUGCCCACCAAAGUAAACGGUCAGGGUUAAGGGGAAGGUUAAAAAGGAGUGAGGGUCAAUCAGUUAAUCCAGGAGAAAGGAUGAUGGAUAUUCUGGAGAAUGGCAUGCUUGUCUAUAGAAGAAGACGCAGUUGUUUAAUUUCAAGUGCGGGAGAAAAAAUUUGUAAAGUAGAUUACGCCAGUGAGGAAGUUCACAAGAGGAAAUUAACCAAUUUCUCAAACUUGGAAAAUAUAUGGGACUGUACUAGAAGAAAAAGAACGCGCCGCACCAUUCCAAACCAUUCAAGUGGCACUAAUAGCUUGAAUGCCUUGUUCAGAUUAGUUGAUGGAAAAGACAGUAAGUUGCAGUACCAAGAAAGGAUGGGAGGCGACAGUGAUAUGAAGGGCAAAGCAGAGUUGUCAUCAUGUACUAGCCCUUGUGUACCUUGGAAUUCUUCAAAGGAUGGGUCAAACGGAAGCUUUUUAGGCCAGAAUUCUGAUAAACCCAGUUCAGCAGGUUCAACUAUACGUGCAAGAGCCAAGACAAAUAUGAGAGUUUCUCUUCUGGACCCAGCUCUAUAUCAGGUCUCCAUGCGAUCUGACAAAGAUUCUACAUCACCAGCAGAUGGGGUAGAAAGUAAAUGCAUGUCAGUAUCGGUGUCUAACAUGACUCUUGAGCCAUCUGAUUCAGAAUGCGCUACUACAUUUAGCUCUAAAAGUGGGAAAAAUGCGGAAUCAUCCAAUUUUAUGGGUUAUAAUUACCACAAAAAGCCAUGCAACAGGAAUGUACCCAAAUCAUCCCUUUUAAGAGAGCUUAUUAGACUAGGUGUCCCCGAGUCAAUACCUGCACUGUCAUGGAAAGAUGUGAGAAGGAAAAAAGAUUUGGCACAUGUUCGAGUCCUGUUUAGCCAGCAUUUGGAGGAUGAUACCAUCAAGCAGCAGAAAAAGAUUGUGUCGAGACUGGGCAUAUCCAUUGCAUCAAAUUCUAUGAAUGCAACACAUUUCAUAGCCAAUAAAUUUGUGCGCACUAGAAAUAUGCUGGAAGCUAUUGCGCUUGGUAAACCAGUGGUGACACACUUAUGGCUCGAGAGCUGUGCACAAGCAAGCUGUUUUAUUGAUGAGAAAAACUACAUUUUAAGGGAUGCUAAAAAGGAAAAGGAAAUCGGCUUUAGCAUGCCUGUUACCUUGACUCGUGCAAACCAGCAUCCUCUUUUACAGGGUCUAAGAGUCUUUAUCACCCCAAACAUAAAACCUGACAAAGAAACAAUUACUAAUUUGGUCAAGGCAGUUCAUGGUGAGCCAGUGGAGAAAGUUCAGAUAACCGAUCUAAAAGAUAAAGGAAUACCCUAUGAUCUAUUCAUCCUUUCUUGUAUUGAUGAUGAAGCCAUCUGUCUACCUUUUGUUGAAAAAGGAGCAUCAGCUUACAGCUCAGAGCUGCUACUGAAUGGGAUAGUUACUCAAAAACUGGAGUACGAAAGACAUCAGCUCUUUACAAAGGAGGAAAGGAGGUAUUGCUCCUAGCACUCUACCCCCCAUAACCUGAGAGAGAAAGCUACUAAUUAUCUUCCCGUAAACAAAAUGUUAUAGUUUAUAUAUAUAUAUAAUAUAAAACCUUUUGGAUGGAAUUUCCUCUACCGCAUAUUUAUCAUUCGAAGAGGGAAAACAAAAUACAUUUCGUUCACCCCCUAAGAAAAAAAGAAGGUUCACAAUCCAUUUUUUUGUACAUGUACAAUAUUAUCAUGUGUUGCAUCUGAAAGUGACUAUCCUCUUACAAAUUAGACAACUCUGCUCUUCCAGCCCUCAAGUGCAUUAGAAAAGUGUGCAACAGAUUAUAUAAAAUUUGAUUGUUUCAAAAAGUUUAAACAAAAUGGCUUGGAAGCAGUCUCAAAUGAAAAAUAUUAAAAAAAUUAUUAAAAAAAAUCGACAUUUUAGUUAGAAUAAUAUUGAUGUUGUUACAGACCUCGUGUCCUAAAUGCAUAGAUAGUUCCACAAGGAAUAAUCCUUCAAAUAAAGCAAAACGAAAAGAAUGGUUAUACUGAUUAUACUCUUUGUUGUGGACAUAGGAGCCAUUAAAGGCUGAAAUAUUAAUUUAUUUGCUAUAGUAAAUUAACAAUGAACAUUCACAAGUUAUUCCAUAAACAUUAAAAUAAAGAGAAAAAAAAAAA
This is a messenger RNA of Ziziphus jujuba (common jujube), 3403 nucleotides long. RefSeq lists its product as uncharacterized. Lineage: Eukaryota; Viridiplantae; Streptophyta; Magnoliopsida; Rosales; Rhamnaceae. The transcript has 8 exons. The record is from RefSeq and is a predicted model, not a curated record. The coding region runs from base 285 to 2759 and encodes 824 amino acids.